AGAAAUCAGAGUCUAUUUAAAGAGAAGUAGCCCCGGAUCCUGCAGCCGUGUGACUCCCGGCUUUGCGCCCCUCUCCCAGCUGCGCCAAAUCCAGCCUGCCUGUGCACCACCACGGCUCCCGACGGCGGUGAGGAUGCGGACUUCUCUGGUCGUGUGCUGCUGCGUCUUUGCACUGCAAUGCACGCUUUGUCUUCCAGUGCGGGGAUCCAACAGGUACAAAGUGGCACCGGUGUCUGAAAAGUUCCCGGACCUGAAGAAGAGAGGGAAGGUUUCUCACGCUCAGGACUUCGUCAAGGAGACGAGUUUGCAGACCAACACCUCUAACACGUGGAACCGACCUCGCUGUGGCGUACCGGACUACCCCGCCCACAAGGACUUGCAUUAUCGGGGGCGCCAGAGACGCUUCGUCCUGUACGGAGGACGUUUGGAGAAGACGGACCUCACCUACAGGAUCGUCCGGUUUCCCUGGCAGAUAGGUGAGGAAAAGGUUCGACGUGUCUUUCGGGAAGCGCUGAAAAUCUGGAGCGACGUCACCCCACUCACCUUCACUGAGACCCACAGUGGGAAGGCCGACAUCCGCAUUGACUUCACAAGGUACUGGCAUGGAGACAACCUUCCCUUCGACGGCCCGGGUGGGAUCCUCGCUCACGCCUUCUUCCCUAAAACCCACCGACAGGGCGACAUUCACUUUGACUACGACGAGUCAUGGACCCUCGGAAACCACAUGGGCACAGACCUUCUUCAGGUUGCUGCCCAUGAGUUCGGGCAUGUCCUGGGCCUGCAGCACUCCCGCGAGCCGGGAGCCAUCAUGUCCGCAUACUACUCCUUCUCCUACCCGCUGAGGCUGAGCGAGGAUGACAAGCGAGGCAUCCAGUACCUGUACGGAGCUCAUCCGCAAGUCCUGCCCUCACCACCACCCUCGCCUCCACCUCCAUCAAACCCGGAGACCAACGAGAUCGUCACAAAUCCCGACGCGUGCCAGACAGACUUUGAUGCCGUGUCUAUGAUCCGAGGGGAGCUGUUCUUCUUUAAGUCGGGCUACGUUUGGCGGAUCAGGGACGGGCAUAUGCAGAGCGGUUACCCAGCGCUGGCGUCCCGUCACUGGAGGGGGAUUCCCGACAACAUCGACACCGCCUUUGAAGACAAGUCAGGGAAUAUUUGGUUCUUUCAAGGUGAGAACUACUGGGUGUUCGAUGCUGAGAUGCAGAUCAGAGGGCCGGAGUCCAUCAGGAGUUUGGGUCUGUCGGUGUCCGGGGUCCAGGCGGCGCUGCGCUGGGGCCACGACUCCAACUACGACACCUACUUCUUCAAGUCAGGCAGCUACUGGAGGUUCAGCCCACGUGACAACAGGGUGGAGUCCGUCUACCCGCGCAGCAUGCAGGACUGGAGCGGAAUCCCCAACGAUGUGGACGCCGCCUUCAGGGACAUCUACGGCUACGCUCACUUUGUCCGAGGUCGACAGUACUGGAAAUUCGAUCCCGUUGGCAUGAACUCUUUGGAGGGCUAUCCCCGCUACAUCGGCAUGGACUUUUUCGGCUGCAGAAACGUUUGAGUCUUUAACUGUGGAGAAUCAAAUGAACACAUUUUUGACUAUGAAGAGGAGUUCUUGGAGCAGAGACGUUUGUAUGCUCACCCUGCGGAUUCAAGAGAGAUGAGUCUCCUUUAAAUCUGUUUAUGCGUUACUCCAUUUAUUGAAUUACAUCUCAGGAAAACCAAGUUAUGAUUCCUCAGACUUGGCACCUCCUGUGCAGCUAUACUCAUAAUAAUUUUUGCACAUUUUUGUCACCAUAAGGCUGAGAUCUGGGCCUUGUAUUAACGACGUGUGAUGCUGCAUCGUUCUCACUUCCUGUCUUUGAGCCUGACAUUGAGACUGAUUUUGGUUUGCAGACAGAACCAGCACAGACUGUAGAGGAUGUUUUCCAUUUCAAUCGUUGGUUUUUUUUCCUCACCGACUGACUGCUUCAAGUGUUUGAAGAGUGACAUCAAACUUACAGGUGCAGAAGGCAGU
Messenger RNA from Cottoperca gobio, 2008 nucleotides. RefSeq names its product matrix metallopeptidase 11a (gene mmp11a). Gene Ontology annotation, biological process: collagen catabolic process; extracellular matrix organization; proteolysis. The transcript is spliced from 8 exons. Lineage: Eukaryota; Metazoa; Chordata; Actinopteri; Perciformes; Bovichtidae. Gene Ontology annotation, cellular component: extracellular matrix. The record is from RefSeq and is a predicted model, not a curated record. Gene Ontology annotation, molecular function: zinc ion binding; metalloendopeptidase activity. Bases 134 to 1552 code for a protein of 472 amino acids.